Molecule: messenger RNA, 1650 nt
Organism: Tachyglossus aculeatus (Australian echidna)
Lineage: Eukaryota; Metazoa; Chordata; Mammalia; Monotremata; Tachyglossidae
Gene: GPR68
Product: G protein-coupled receptor 68
Exons: 2
Coding region: 408-1547 (379 amino acids)
Biological process (GO): cellular response to pH; G protein-coupled receptor signaling pathway
Cellular component (GO): membrane
Molecular function (GO): G protein-coupled receptor activity
Source: RefSeq, a predicted model, not a curated record
UGCCUGAGUUUCUAUAUGUGUUCGUUUGAUAUGACCUCAAAAGGAAGAUGCUGGGAACAUGAUUUUCUUGUUUUCCAAACCUUCACCUGAAUUGCAUGAGGUUUAGGUGUUCAUUCCGGCCAAGUGCUGUUUGCCGGAGCCUGCCUGGAGAUCUCUGUUGUCCCGCAGACACGACGGAAGGCAGUGUAACGUCAGCUGCAGCCUCUUAACAGCAACAGCCUGCAGAAGCCCGAGGAGAUUUGUGAGAUUGAACUGCCCGGUGUGGAAGCAGCAGUGAUAACAGCCUGUUGGCCAGGGCCCGGCUCUGACCUGGGUGACCGCACCACCAUCCUGGAUGUACAAUGUUACUGAAAAGGAAGACCCGUCGCUUGACCCCCUCAGAGGGGGAGGUAGCACGUGCCUAGAAGAUGGAGAACUCCACAGAGAAGAUGCCAGUGAACAAUUCCUCCAGCUGCAUCAUUGACCAUACCAUCCACCAGACCCUGGCUCCCGUGGUGUACAUCACGGUGUUGGUGGCCGGCCUCCCAGCAAACUGCUUCUCCCUUUACUAUGGCUACCUGCAGAUCAAGGCCAAGAAUGAACUGGGCAUAUACCUAUGUAACCUGACCAUGGCUGACCUUCUGUACAUCUGCUCCCUGCCCUUUUGGCUCCAGUAUGUCCUGCAGCAUGACAACUGGUCCCACAAUGACCUCUCUUGCUUGAUCUGCGGGAUCCUCCUCUAUGAGAACAUCUACAUCAGUGUGGGCUUCCUCUGCUGCAUCUCCAUCGAUCGGUACUUAGCCGUAGCCCACCCCUUCCGCUUCCACCGCUUCCGGACAGUGAAAGCCGCUGCGGCGGUCAGUGUGGUGGUCUGGGUCAAGGAACUGCUGACCAGCAUCUAUUUCUUUGUGAACGAAAGGGUCUUCAAGGAUGAGGAAAACCACCGGGUGUGCUUCGAACAUUACCCCAUCCAGCCUUGGCAGCGCAACAUCAACUAUUACCGGUUUUUCGUCGGUUUUCUCUUCCCCAUCUGCCUACUGCUCUCCUCUUACUGGGGCAUCCUGCGGGCUGUCCGCAAGAGCCACGGCACCCAGAAGAACAGGAAGAGUCAGAUCAAGAGGCUGGUCCUGAGCACGGUGGUCAUUUUCCUCGCCUGCUUCCUGCCCUAUCACAUCUUGCUGCUGGUGCGCAGCUUAUGGGAGGCCACUUGCGAGUUUGCCAACAACAUCUUCAACAUCUACCAUUUUUCUCUCCUCCUGACCAGCUUCAACUGCGUGGCCGAUCCAGUGCUGUACUGCUUUGUGAGUGAGAACACCCACCGGGACCUUGCCAGGCUCCGGAGCUCCUGCUGUGCCUUCUUCAGGUGUGCCAAGACCGGGACAUCCCGGGAAUUGUACCAGCUGAAUACUCCCAACACCUCUGGGAAAAGCAAGACCCCAACGGAAGAGCCAGAGCUGCUGAGGAAACUCCAUGCGACCGGGGAGGACUUUUCCGUACUCAGUGCGGAGAACUCUCCCGCCAGAAUCUUAGCCAAGACAGACAGUUAUCAGGCAGAGGGACCAAUUUAGGACUCUUUAGAUGAGAGCAAAAUGGGUGAACGUGUGUUUUGGGGCCAAGAUUUGGUCCCAAUUCUCAUUCAUUCAUUCAUUCAUUCAUAUUUAUUGAGUGCUU